Molecule: messenger RNA, 1496 nt
Organism: Pyricularia oryzae 70-15
Lineage: Eukaryota; Fungi; Ascomycota; Sordariomycetes; Magnaporthales; Pyriculariaceae
Exons: 3
Coding region: 209-1405 (398 amino acids)
Biological process (GO): vacuolar transport
Source: RefSeq, a predicted model, not a curated record
CCAGAUCAAGUGGAUUGAAUUGAUUGCGGAAGCGACUUGUCUUGUCGAUUUUUUUUUUCCUUAUUUUCCUGUCUCAAUUAGUACAUAUCUUCAUUUUGACUUUUUUCUUCUUUUUUUCCUGUGCAUAUUUUUAUUAUCUCGCAAGUGGCAGGGAGAAUUUUAGAUCCCGUGCCGUCUCUAAAAGAAAUUGAAACGGGUCCUUGUUUGCAUGCCGAGUCCGGUCAUUACGAAAUUGCUAUUAUUCUCGAGCGUCACAGGGAGCGUUUCGGACCCGAUUCAUUCCUCAUCAAACCACCCAUCCAUCCAUCGAACCAUGCGGCUAUCAAGUACGCAACCACUAGGCGCGCUGCUCCUGGCGGCGGCCUCGUUUUCCAACUUUGCGAUUGCCGCCGCUGCCGAUGCGACGUCGACGACGGCCGCGGAGCCGUGCACGGCGACUUCGGCGAGCGGCUUCCACGAUCUGCGGCGUGACACCGCGGUCCAGCUGCCCGAGGGCGUCAAGAAGAACAAGAACGGCGCGCCAAACACCGACUACUUCGCCAGGGGCUGGGACUACCCCUCAAACUUCACCAUCAACAUCUGCGCGCCGGUUGUGGAGCCCGUCAAAAAGGUGGUUGGCAUUGACGAGGACAAUUGGAGGAACGUCAGCGCGUAUUACAUGUCUUCGGACGGGAAGGCUUAUUCGAUAGGGCAAGAAUCAUCGGCAUUGACAGUACGAGGUCGCAAAAUCUCAUUACAAUAUACAAACGGAUCCCCAUGCGGUGAGGAAACCAAGUCCAAGGACAAGCUCCGGAGGAGGAGCGGCGGCGGCGGCAGCGGCAGCAACUACGACAAGCGAGGGUCUGUACACUUGGGCGCAUCGCACAGCAGCUACGACGAUGAGUCUCGCGUCAGGGCGACGGAAAAAGACAAGGAGAAGGAGGCCAACAGGAAGAGGCGCAAGUCGGCCACCUUCUCCUUCAUCUGCGACCACGAGAUGAUGGGCGAAAAGGCCGUCGUGAGCUACAUCGGCAGCACGCCAGACGAGUGCGCCUACUUCUUCGAUGUCAGGUCCUCGCACGCCUGCGCCGGAGUCGAGCCGCACAAGCCGGGCAGCGUGGGCCCGGGCGGCGUCUUUGCCAUCAUCUUCUUCAUCGCCGUCGGCGUGUACGUGGGCGGAGGCGUGUUUUACCAGCGCACCGUGGCGCAUGCUCGGGGCUGGAGGCAGCUGCCAAAUUACAGCCUUUGGGCAGGAAUCUGGAGCUUUAUCUCGGACUUUUUCGUCAUUGCCACCUCUUCAUGUGCCCGCUGCAUUCCGGGCAGGCGAGGGUAUCGAACCCUCUCUUCGUCCCCGAGCGGAAGGGGUAGGAAUAGGGAAGACGAGAACAGGUUGAUUGAUCAACUUGACGAAGAAUGGGACGAUUAAAUUCCCUAUGUUGCUUCCUGUUAUUCUUCAGCAUGAUAUCAGCUCAGCAUGGCUUUUUUGCUUUUUCUUUCUUUUUUUUUUUCUUUUUUUU